This is a messenger RNA of Durio zibethinus, 2348 nucleotides long. Its product is annotated as 3-oxoacyl-[acyl-carrier-protein] reductase 4-like. Gene Ontology annotation, molecular function: 3-oxoacyl-[acyl-carrier-protein] reductase (NADPH) activity; NAD binding. Gene Ontology annotation, biological process: fatty acid biosynthetic process. The record is from RefSeq and is a predicted model, not a curated record. NCBI's taxonomy places the organism in Eukaryota, Viridiplantae, Streptophyta, Magnoliopsida, Malvales, Malvaceae.
CAUUACCAACGGUUGACUAUAGUCUUUACACCUGUCAUUCUCUCAGAAGCUAUCCUAACCCUGAGCCCUGAGGUGCGAAACACCUUAUUCCAUUUCAUUAUCGACUCCAAAACGCUCCCGUUGCAACAUCGCUUUAGGAGCAAUAACUAAGACGACGUCGUGACGUUGCUUUAGGCAAUGAAUGAAAGUGGAAACUCGGCGAAGUGGUGAUUCAGUUGGGAAAUAGUAAAGUUCAGGGGUUGUGAUCUGAUGUGGGUCGCUUUAAGAUCCCGAUAUCUGCAUCUAUCAGGAACAUCGUUGCCUUCGUCCUUUCUCACUAAUCCAUAGUGGAAGCUAGUGUUUUCAGGUUUCAAUCAGAUGUUCUCUUUCAUCCAGUGUGGAGAGCGGUAGCAAAGAGUUGCUGAGCCUGCAAGAGGUGGAGAAGGUUCUAAGCGAUGUAAGAGCAGAUGGCGUGGCGGUGAUUCCGGUUGGGAAGCAGUGCGAUUGGGCCGAUUUCAUGGUGAUUGCCACUGGUAGGUCCACGUGGCACGUCAAGAACAUCGCCCAAGCCCUAAUUUACAACAUAUAGGUGGUUAGCAGUUUCUGUUCUAGGAAAAUCUUAUAGAAAAUAAAGUAUCCAAAUCUAUAUAUUCUCACUAUUUUCAUGCAAAUUCUGGGGUGUUUCUUUUCUUUAGGCAGAGUGGUAGUUCAUGCUCUUGAUGAGAAGGCAAGAGCUUAUUACAAUUUGGAAAAUCUUUGGAUUGUGUGGAUGGUCCAGAAGGAACCAGCUGAGGGAAACAAAGACCCAUUGCUGAACAAUCAUCAAAUCCACCGACGAGGAAAACAGGUCCUACGAAUUGAAUAACAGCAGUCCACACUCACUUCGUUGGCUUCGCCCACUCUUAACAGUCUCCGAACUUCCCAAAGCAAUACAAAACCAAACGCCAAUAAACAUUUUUAUCUCUCCUCUUUCGGCUUUAUAUAUAAAGGCAUCACAAUCAUUUUUCUCCGCUUCAUUUCUGGCUACUCUCUUCGCUUCUCGUUCUUAUUCUCUUCUUGCAGUUCGCGGAUUCUACGGAGCUCCGAUUCCGAUGGCUGCUGUUGCUGGAUCCAAUGUCGUUGCCUUUAAAUCCGCCGCUAAAUUUGGUGAUUUUUGUGACCGAAAAAAUUUUCAGGUUCGGCAAUGGUCUCCAAUUUCUGGCGGAAUCGGAUCGGUUCAGGCUUGGCCGUGCAUCGGACUCCAGCGCAGAUCGAGGAGAUCGUUUGCUUCCUCCGGUGUAAGAGCUCAGGUUGCCACUGUUGAACAAGCUAGCACUGAAGCAGCUCAAAAAGUGGAAGCUCCUGUAGCCAUAGUUACUGGAGCUUCUAGAGGCAUCGGUAAAGCGGUUGCACUGGCCUUAGGAAAAGCAGGUUGCAAGGUCCUAGUAAAUUAUGCCAGAUCAUCAAAGGAGGCUGAGGAAGUUUCAAAAGAGAUUGAGUCGUAUGGUGGUCAGGCUGUUACUUUUGGUGGAGAUGUUUCAAAAGAAGCUGAUGUGGAGGCAAUGAUAAAAACUGCUGUUGAUGCAUGGGGAACUGUUGAUAUAUUGAUAAACAAUGCAGGAAUUACUAGGGAUACUUUGUUGAUGAGAAUGAAGAAAUCACAAUGGCAGGAGGUUAUUGAUCUGAAUCUUACAGGAGUGUUUCUUUGUACACAGGCAGCAGCCAAAAUCAUGAUGAAGAAGAAAAAGGGAAAAAUAAUUAAUAUAGCAUCAGUUGUUGGUCUUGUUGGGAACAUUGGGCAAGCCAACUAUAGUGCUGCUAAAGCAGGAGUUAUUGGCUUGACAAAGACUGUUGCAAGGGAAUAUGCCAGCAGAAACAUUAAUGUCAAUGCUGUUGCCCCAGGAUUCAUUGCAUCUGAUAUGACUGCCAAGCUUGGGGAAGACAUUGAGAAGAAAAUCUUGGAAACAAUUCCCUUAGGUAGAUAUGGUCAACCAGAAGAAGUUGCCGGACUGGUGGAAUUUUUGGCCCUAAAUCCUGCUUCAAGUUACAUCACAGGACAGGUGUACACCAUUGAUGGUGGAAUGGUCAUGUAAAAUUGCUAUCACAUCGUUUCAGCGGUUGGUUCUUAGCGACUACAGCUGGACUCUAAAUUAAUAUAACCUUGUUUAGCGGAUGCUUUUAUUCGACAGUUCCUUUUUUUAGUUAUUCUAAUAAACAAUAAUUCCUGAAUUUUGGCAGCAUACAACAUAAACAUGUUGUAAACCAAACGAUGAGUUAUGUAAUAGUUUGUAAGCUUCAUUUGACUUGGCGGAAGCGUUGUUUAUAAGCAGUUUGUCAUCCUCAUCCAUGAAGUUUUAACAUUUCAAUCAAAGCAUCAGAAAAUUCUGUUA